AUGCAGAUGGAAUAUGAAAUUAUAGGAAAAAAUGAUGAAUUUGGAGAUGAUACUUGUGCAAAAGAAUCAUCACAUUUCGAGCAAGCAUCGGAUUUUUUUUCUCGGUUAAAAAUAUUAUUAGAAGAUGCACAUCAUAUCGAAACGAAUAACGAAGAUGACAUUGAACAGGAGAGAAAUUUAACAAAUUUGAUUGAUUUGAUUAAUCCAUAUCAAGAGCAACCAUUUCUUUUAGAUCCACAUUUAGAGAAUAUGGUCAAACCCGUUAUUGAAUUACUUCGAACUUAUAUAAAAACUAUUAAUGUACAAGGAUCUAAGUUUUCAAAGGAUGCGCAAAAUAAACCUGAUUUUAUUCAGAUACCUAAAAAAAUAAAAAGACUUUUUAUAUUAUUAUAUUAUCUGAUGAAAAUUCGUGGAUAUAAAACUAUUGUGAAAUUCUUCACACAUGAAGUAUCAGAUUUGGAACCAACCUUUUAUUUCAUGGUUGCCCAAGAUCCUAAAGAUUAUACUGGUUGGGAAACAAGAUACGUAUUGUUAAUAUGGUUAUCAUUAAUUUGUAUGAUUCCAUUCGAUCUAAAGACAGUUGACAGUCUAGCUGCUGCUGAAGAAGAUAAGUUUCCUCUUGUGGAUCAUAUGAUUGAGUUGUCAAAGUUUUAUUUAAAGGUUACUGGUAAAGAAAGAGAUGGUGCGGCGGUGUUCUUGUCUCGUUUACUAACAAGACGAGAUAUUGCCGAAUUAUAUCUUGCAAAUUAUAUUAAAUGGGCACAAGAUGAAGUUAGAAAUGAAAAGGAUGUGUUUACGAUCACUGGUAUUCUCACGUCCCUUUGUGCCAUUUAUAAACUUGGUCAAAGGCAAACAUUAUUACCAACAUUAGAAUCUGUAUUGCCUUGCCUUAACUUACUUGAAGGAAAUCAAUUAUUUGUGAAUAAUACACUUAUUAGAAAAUUAUUAGUUAAAUUGGCUCAAAGGAUUGGUUUAUGUUAUUUAAAACCAAAAGUGGCUUCUUGGAGAUAUCAAAGGGGUAGCAGAUCACUUAAGGAUAAUUUGGAUGCACUAUCAAAAACAACAACUAUUGAUCCUUCAAAUGUGCACCAAUCUUUGGAAGAUGAAAAUGAUGAAGAUGAAGAAGUACCUGAACAGCUCGAAGAGAUCAUAGACAUUUUAUUGAACGGUCUGCGUAGUAAGGAUACAGUCGUGCGUUGGUCUGCUGCUAAAGGCAUAGGGCGAAUCGCACAACGGUUACCACGGGAACUUGCUGAUGACGUGAUUGGCUCUUUAUUUGAAUUGUUCUCCGAAAAUACAUAUAAAAAUAAUGAUGGUGUAUUAGAGUUGUCUGCAGUAUCUGACCAUACCUGGCAUGGUGUAUGCUUAGCUAUAGCUGAAUUAGCAAGAAGGGGAUUAUUAUUACCAGAGAGACUAUCUGAGGUCAUUCCCUGGGUUACCAAGGCAUUAAAAUUUGACCAGAAACGUGGUUCUCAUUCGAUUGGUGCUCAUGUACGGGAUGCCGCCUGUUAUGUUUGCUGGUCUUUUGCUCGUGCCUAUGCUCCCGAAAUUAUUGCACCAUAUGUAGUAGAGUUGUCGAAUAAUCUCGUUGUGGUAUCUGUAUUUGAUCGUGAAGUGAACGUUAGACGUGCUAGUAGUGCCGCUUUUCAAGAGAAUGUCGGUCGUCAGGGUAUUUUCCCACAUGGCCUAGAAAUUAUUACCACAGCUGAUUAUUUUACCGUCGGUAACAGGAUUAAUGCUUUUCUUGAUAUAAGUGUGAAAAUUGCAGAGUUUGUAGAAUAUAGAUAUCAUCUGAUUGAUCACCUAAGUAAACAAACAAUAUCUAAUUGGGACAAAAGCAUGAGGGUACUUGGAGCUAAAGCUUUACAUAAUCUUGUACCUCUUGACCCUGACUAUUUCAUCAAUAAGGUUUUACCAUUCUUGAUCCCUCAAGCUUUAUCCCCUGACAUGCAUACAAGACAUGGUGUUUUAUUAGCAAUAGGCGAAAUAUGUUUAGCUUGGUCAAAUUUACAAAAAGAUGAUAAAAGCUGGAUUGAUCGACAUAAAGAUUUAAUUAUGAACGUAGCCAAUAUAGUCGGAUCUCUUCCUGAGAAUGUAUUUACAGAUUUCGGGUCAGAAGUUACAGCUCAAGCGGCAGUAAGUCAUAUCGCUAGCUUAGCUAAAGCUAGAUGGCCUGUAACUGAUGAAGUUUUGAAAAAAUGGAAAAGUGUAGUUUACGAUCUUCUUAGCAGAAAAGAUGAAAUUGGACAAGAAAUUGCUGCACAUGCUGUUGAAGCUCUUGUGGCUCAACAUGGAAUUGAUGAAUCAGAAAUAAAUAUAUAUCCUUCCACUAAAAAGGAAACUAAAGUAUGGAAUGAUCCAGAAACUCGAAGAAAUGCGAUGAUUUCAUUAGCAAAGAUAUCUAAAAAAUUGG
This is a messenger RNA of Racocetra persica, 2413 nucleotides long. NCBI's taxonomy places the organism in Eukaryota, Fungi, Glomeromycota, Glomeromycetes, Diversisporales, Gigasporaceae. The record is from the annotation of a GenBank genome assembly.